Pimephales promelas (fathead minnow) is the source of this 2831-nucleotide messenger RNA. RefSeq names its product proteolipid protein 2b (gene plp2b). The record is from RefSeq and is a predicted model, not a curated record. Gene Ontology annotation, cellular component: membrane. NCBI's taxonomy places the organism in Eukaryota, Metazoa, Chordata, Actinopteri, Cypriniformes, Leuciscidae.
UAUACUAAAGCCUGAGCCAACGCCCCGCGCACUCACUCUUUCCUUUCGCAGUAACCGAGGCGCGCGCUCGCAGGAAGUUCAUGAAGAAGCUGAAAGCUGCGUCAGAGUUCGCGGAUUGAAUCAAUAACUACUCUUUCAUUUUCACGCUUUCAACGUUUCAACGUUCACUGUUUGCUUAUACGGACACUAGGCUUCCUAAGAAGGCGUUAUUUCAUAGGAAUAACAGUUUCAUCUGCAGAAUGGCAGAAACUGAGGAGAGUCCGUUCGGAGGCUGUUUGGAGAAACUGAAGAAUUAUGUGCGAACUCGGAAAGGAACGAUACUGGCUGCUGAAAUACUCAUCAGUUUCAUCAUCCUGAUCUGUUACGCCGCAUCGUCGUAUGGAGGGUAUACUGCUGUCGCCAUCUGCGAGAUGGUCUUUGCCAUCAUCUUCUUCAUUGUCUUCAUGUUGGAGCUGAACAAACAGUUCGUGGUGGUCAACUGGCUCUGGAGCGAUCUGUUCCGCGCUGCAGUCGGUGCAGCGCUUUAUCUCAUCACCUCUCUCAUCUGUGUGAUUGGUGGAACUGGGGAUGGGGCUCGCAUCGCUGGUGGGGUGUUCGGUCUACUGGCUGGGAUCUUGUUUGCUUAUGAUUCCUACACAAUCUUCUUGGAACUCAAGAGCAGCAGACAGCAUGCAGCUGCUACCACAGGUCGCUGAAGGCUUCUGUGGGAUGUUUACAACUGACAUUUGGCAUUUGAGCCAAACAGUUAUAGACGCCAGUGGCAACACUGGUUUCUAACCUAAAGCUAUGCCGUUUUACAUGUCCGCUCUUCGUUUCGUGUAUAACUAUAACAACUUAACCUAACUAACUAUUCCCCAGUUAUUUAUUUUGCGUCUCCCUUUUUGUUUUCUCUUUGCUUUCUUAACAGAUGACGCAGUUUGAAAGCUACUUUCCUCACUACAACAUUAACAGCAAACCAAAACAUGGAGAACGAUUCUAAAAAUGGCAAAAGAAGGGAAUUCCUGAGAGUUAUCGCAAAGUUACCAUGACAGAUGAAGACCAGAGGAAUGCAAAAGGGUUGGAAGCAUUGCACAGCACAAAAGGGAACUGUAAGAUUAAUGAACAGCUGUUAAAGAAGCCACAAUUUAUGAAGCAACAGAAAGCUGUUGGCAUCCAAAGAGUCAGUACUAUCGUUCUGGUUAGGAGGCUUUUGUUACCACAAAUAGUUUGUCAGAUUGGUUGGUUACUAUUACAAUUUAGUAUGAGAUGGGGCUAAUAAACAUGUCAGAUAAAACUGCCUGCUGCAAAACUAUUAUCAAAAGAGUCGUCUUCCAAUUCUUUACUAGAGAAAGGUCCAGUGAAGUCAUUUUAUUAUUAUUAUUAUUAUUAUUAUUACGUUGUGUUGGAAAACUGGAUCCAAUUCAGUCUGGUGCUGUUGUGUUUUUUUGUUUUUCUUUUUUAUCUGAAGAAACAUUAAAGCUUAAGCUUUUUAUGGUGUAAAACUUCACCAUAUCUUGUAAUUCUUGUGGGUUUUUUUGUCUAAAAUAAGUUAAUUGUCUUAUAAUAAUUAUAAUAUAAUAAUAAUAAGUUAGUUUUUAGUGAUUUCAAACAGGAUUUGUAUCAGUAACAUGCUCAGGUGCAUCCAGUCUAGAAAAAAUCAGUUUUCAGUCAAUUUAAAGGGAUUUUCUAAUUGAAAAGGACCCUAAUAUCUUCUAAGGUGGUACAAAUUUUUACUUUAACAAGUAUUAGGGGUGUAACAAUAUAUCGUAUCACAACAUAUAACAAUGCAACAAUAUGUAUCGAAGUAACCUGGUUGCCUUAAAAUUUUAAGUUGAUUGAACUGGAAAAAGUGAGUUAAUACAAUGAAGGAGAUUGAUUUAAUCAUCAGAAACUUAAAAUAUUAAGUUAUCUGAACUAAAUAAAUUAUUUAAGUCGAUUUGACAAAAGAAAAAAUGUUGUGAUAACAAAUCUUAAAAAAUAUUUUUUUUUACAGUGUGAGGGUAACGUUACACCCCUAGUUUGUCGAAUAUGUUCAUUUUUAUUCAUCUUUCUUACAUUUUGACAUUUAACUGGUUACCUCAAAGGUUGCUCACUAUCUCAAUGCCACAAGUGUUCUCUUUUUAAUUCUAAUAAUAAACCGAUUCCAUUCAACCCUAUUGAUGUAAGAAAUACUAAAACAGCUUUCACAGUUUGUCAUCAUUUUCAGGAAAUAAUAAGAAAUGAUUGUUUUUGACGUGCCUUGAAAGAGAUCAUUGAGGAGUAUUUGGACUGCCAGCUUUUUCAGUGCUUCUAUGUAGUUGGUCGUCUUCAUGCUUAGAUAAGCAGCACUUCUGAAACAGGAAACUGUCAUUCUCACCUAACACCUGAUUGUUGUAAUGGCAUAUGCACAACAGUUAUAUUACUGUAAACAAGGAGUUUGUCUAAGUCAGAGAUUCAUGAAUCUUCCAUUUUUGUAAAACCAUAAUCUAGAGUGUAAGCAAGUGUUUUAUCUUUACCAUUUAUAGCAUGUAUCAAGUGUUGUAACCAUUUUAAUUUAUAAAUUUGGAUUUAUGAAGACUGUUUGCCUGUUUCCUCUCAUGUCUAUUUGUUUUUUUGCAGCCUCAGCUCUGACUGCCUGACAGCAUUUAUUUGUGAGAUGGUCAGAAAUGCCAUCAGUUUUGUAAAAAAAAAAAAAAAAAAAAAAGAUUAACUCAGGAUGUUCUGCUCUUUUAAAACGUAUUUUUAGACCUUUUUUCUUCGCAUGUUUUUUGUUCCCGGAAUAAAUAAUUCUGCAGGAUUAAAGUCUCUGUAUAAAUUGGUGUUGCUGGUAUUUUUGGAGUUUUUAACAUUCAAUAAAAGGCUGUUAUAACGUA